AUGUCAGCGAGUCCUCUUCGUUUCGAUAACCGUGUUGCGAUUGUGACUGGCUCUGGUCGCGGCCUGGGGCGCGAAUACGCACUACUCCUAGCUCGCUUAGGCGCUGCUGUAGUUGUAAACAGCACAACAAAAGAGACGGCGCAAGAUACACUAGAGGAAAUCCUCAAAUGUGGCGGCAAGGCAAUCGCACACGUUGGCAGUGUUGCUGAUAGAGCUGUCGCAGACGCAAUGGUGGAGGCCGCAGUAACAUCUUUUGGACGUGUUGAUAUCGUUAUUAACAAUGCUGGGGCCGCCAACACUACGUUGUUUGAGGAUUUGUCGGCUACGGAUUUUUGGAAUAUGCUCCAAGUUCACAUUGGAGGGUCAUGGAAUGUAACGCAGGCGGCGUGGCCAUAUAUGAAGAAGCAGAAAUAUGGACGUGUCAUCAUGACCUUAUCGCUCAUGAUGUUUGGCAUGGAAACACAAUCUGCAUACGGAACGGCCAAGAUGGGGUUGUUGGGCCUAACCAAGGCGCUUGCUUUGGAAGGAAAAGAGCACAAUAUCCAUGUCAACGCACUUGCCCCAUCGGGCUACACUCCUCUUGUCGAACGAGCUCUCCCUAACGAGCAAGUUCGAAAUGAUAUGAAGAAGUUUUUGCCAGCUGCUGAAGUGGCUCCUCCAGUUUUGUGGUUAGUCCACGAGGAGUGUGAGGUCAACGGGGAAUCCUUCAGUGCUCAGGGCCGGCUUGUGGCUCGACUCUUUCUGGCUGAGACUCCCGGUUUCCACGGACCUGCUAACGGUGACUGGAGUUUGGAGGUUGUCAGGGACAAUUGGGAAAAGGUGGUUGAGGAGACUGGAUACACUGUUCAUACUGAUAUGCGCGAGUCUGGACCACAGAUGUUUGCGCGAGUCACCGGCCACAAAUCCAUUGUGUCUUCCCAGAUGUUAGCCGAUACGUUCCAGGCAAAAGACUCUUCAGACAGAGAAGAGAACUAUUAG
Molecule: messenger RNA, 978 nt
Organism: Alternaria burnsii
Lineage: Eukaryota; Fungi; Ascomycota; Dothideomycetes; Pleosporales; Pleosporaceae
Exons: 1
Coding region: 1-978 (325 amino acids)
Molecular function (GO): oxidoreductase activity
Source: RefSeq, a predicted model, not a curated record